Molecule: messenger RNA, 3501 nt
Organism: Pochonia chlamydosporia 170
Lineage: Eukaryota; Fungi; Ascomycota; Sordariomycetes; Hypocreales; Clavicipitaceae
Product: ankyrin repeat-containing protein
Exons: 3
Coding region: 1-3501 (1166 amino acids)
Biological process (GO): nucleoside metabolic process
Molecular function (GO): protein binding; catalytic activity
Source: RefSeq, a predicted model, not a curated record
AUGCCGGACAUAAACAAAGAGAUAGACGAUGAGGGACUUUUACCCUCUGAGGACGACGGAAAUAUGGCCGAGCCGUCGCAUUCCGCUUCGAAUACAUUUACAUAUAAUGACUACACUGUGGGCUGGGUGUGUGCGUUGCCCAAGGAGCAGACAGCAGCAACUGUUAUGUUGGACCACAUUCAUCCAGAUCUGCCAAAGCCGCCAACUGAUCACAACACCUACACGCUGGGAUCCAUUGGCAAGCAUAACAUUGUCAUAGCCUGUCUGCCGAAAGGCAAGAUCGGCAAUAAUCCGGCUACGACUGCCGCUACCCAGAUGAUACGUACCUUUCCGUCGAUAAAGGUCGGCCUCAUGGUUGGCAUUGGGGGCGGCAUCCCACCGAAGGUUCAACUGGGCGAUGUUGUAGUUAGCACACCGACCGACCAGUAUCCCGGAGUGGUCCAGUGGGAUUUUGGCAAAACGGAAAAGGAUGGGUUCAGGCGAACCGGAGCGCUGAACAGUCCUCCAAGCGCGAUGUUGACAGCGUUGACGAAACUGGAGACAAGUCAUGAGAUGAAGGGAUCUGAGAUACACCAAUAUCUGAUAGAGAUGAAAAAGAAGUGGCCGAGGCUGAGUCCGGCAUAUACUACACCUGGCUCCUCCGCGAAUCCUUCCAUCACUUUAACAAAUGCUCACCACAACGAGAGCAGAUCGCAAGCCUUUUUUUCCAUGCUCUGGAAGAUGAUUUUCGCUCUUCUUGGGCUUCUCUUAGGCUGGAGGGUGUUUGCUUCGAUAGACGAAAGUACUAACUCAGCCGAGCAGGUUGAGCGUACCCCGGGCAGCGCGGCCGUUGAUGGAGGGCAGCGAAAACCUGGAGAUUUGCGAGUGCAUUACGGUCUAAUCGCAUCCGGCAACCAAGUGAUCAAGGACGCCGAGUUUCGUGACAGUCUCGACAAGAAACUUGGAGGGCAUCUGCUAUGCGUCGAAAUGGAGGCAGCAGGACUGAUGGACAACUUCCCAUGUGUCGUCAUCCGAGGAAUCUGUGAUUACGCCGACUCACGAAAGAACAAAGAGUGGCAGGAAUAUGCCGCAACCGUAGCUGCGGCAUAUGCAAAAGAGCUUCUUCAUCAUCUACAACCGAGUGAUGUCGACCAAGAGAGCCCGCUGAAGGACAUUAUGGAGCAAGUUCUGGGCAGUGUUGAGGAAUUGAAGUCUAAAAUAAACAGCAAGCAAGAUCUUGAAAUCCUCAAUUGGCUCACGCCGUUGGAGUAUGACCUCCAGCAGAACGACUACUUUCAAAGACGACAGGCGGACACUGGCCAGUGGUUUCUCGACUCAGAGAAGUUCCAGCAGUGGCUCAAAGCAAGUUCCAAGACUUUGUUUUGCCCAGGACUUCCCGGAGCCGGCAAGACGAUCCUCACCUCUGUGGUGGUCAACAACCUCGCACAACGGUUUUCCAAAGACCCAAGUGUUGGAAUUGCGUACAUUUACUGCAACUUCCGGCGGACAGAGGAACAGAAUAUCCGCGACUUGCUGGGAAGUCUGCUGAAACAACUAGCUGGUGGAUAUCCGUCUCUGCCGUCUGAGGUGAGAGAUCUUUAUCAUCGCCACGAGGGCAGACGAACACGGCCGUCACUCGAAGAAAUCUUGGACGCUCUGCAUUGUGUGGCCGCCAGGUACUCGAGAGUAUUCAUCAUCGUGGAUGCACUUGAUGAAUGUCAGGCAUCUGAUGGCUGCCGGAACAGGUUACUCUCGGAACUCUGUCACCUUCAGGGGAAACACGGAACCAAUAUCUUGGCAACAUCAAGGCCCGUUCCGGAGAUCAGUGACCAUCUCAAAGUCAGCGAAUCACUAGAGAUUCGUGCAAGUACCGACGAUGUGCGGAGAUAUCUGGAAAGUAACAUGCGGCAGCUGCCAACUUUUGUUGGCCGGAAUCGGCAGUUGCAAGAAGAGAUCAAGGUGGGAAUAUCAGAAGCCGUCGAUGGAAUGUUUCUCUUGGCGAAAUUAUACAUUGGUUUACUUGAGGAUAAGCUGACGCCAAAUGAUAUCCGCAGUGCAUUGGAAGUCUUUCAGAAGCAAGGCCAACUAUCGAGCGAAGAUAUGAAGACCCAAGUCCUAGCCCAGGCGUAUGAGCAGACCAUGGAGAGAAUCAAUAGGCAGAAGCAAGGUUGGAAGGAGCUUGCGAUGAAGGUUCUGUCAUGGAUCACCUGCGCGAAAACACCGCUUACUACGUUGGAGCUUCAACAUGCACUUGCAACAAAGACGGGAAAGUCUGAGCUUGACCAGGGGGACGUGUCAAAUGACAAAGAUAUGGUCUCCGCGUGUGCUGGAUUAGUCACAGUUGAUGAAAAAAGUGACGUUAUCCGGCUGGUCCACUACACAUUGCAGGAAUACUUUGAAAAAACGCAAAAGUGUUGGUUCCCGGACGCCGAGUUUGAGAUCACAAGAACCUGCCUUACUUACCUGUCUUUUAAAGUCUUCAAGACUGGGCCUUGCCAGACAGAUGAAGGGUUUGAGGAGCGGCUGCGGUUAAAUCCACUGUACGACUACGCUGCACGGAACUGGGGACAUCAUGCCUACAGUGCUCCGACUUUAAGCGAGGAAGUUGUCGAAUUUUUACGUCACGAAUCGAACGUAGGAGCAUCGAGUGAAGUAUUGAUGAGUUGCAGAUUGUACUCAAAUGAUCCAGAGCACAGGCAAAGAUCCCCAGGGCAAUACACAGGACUACACCUAGCAGCAUACUUCGGACUAGAAAAAGCUGCAAACACUUUGCUCAUACUUAAGUAUGACCCGGACCCAACAGAUUGUUGCGGUCGGACACCACUGUCAUAUGCAGCCGAGAGAGGACAUGAGGCCGUCGUCAAACUGCUUCUUGCAAACGAUACAGUCAACCCGAAUCUAAAGCUUGCUCAUGGUUAUACGCCGCUGGGUUGGGCUAUUAAUUACAACAAUAAGGCAGUAGUAAAGAUGCUGCUUGAGACGAAACAAAUUGACCUAAAUUCUGCGUGUGCUUAUGGUGAUACGCCGCUGUGUUGGGCUCUUCGUCACGACAACGAUUCAGUGGUAAAGAUGCUGCUUGAGACGAAGCAGAUUGACCUAAAUCCUGCGUGUGCUGAUGGUUACACGCCGCUGUGGUGGGCUCUUCGUCGCAACAACGAGGGACUGGUAAAGAUGGUGCUUGAAACGACCCAAAUUGACCUAAAUGCUGCAUGUGUUGAUGGUCACACGCCGCUGUGGUGGGCUAUGCGUUACAAGAACGAGGGCAUCGUCAAGCUGCUACUAGCAACAAACCAAAUUCACCUUAAUUCUGAGUGUGAUGGUCGUCGAAAACCGUUAUGGUGGGCUAUGAAUUCCGAGAACCUGGCCAUCGUCAAACUGCUGCUCGAGACAAACCAGAUCGACCUUAAUUCUGAGUGUGCUGAUGGUCGCACGCCGCUGUGGUGGGCUAAAGUUUUCAAUCUGAAGGUGCUGCUAGCGACAGAUGGAAUUGACCCGAAUUCGGAGUAUUUUAAAUAUGAUUAG